UCGAAAGUUACGUUCAAAAUAACGCUGACGUCUGAUCCCAAGCUCCCAUAUAAAGUUCUAAGUGUUCCUGAACAGACUCCAUUUACAGCUGUGUUAAAAUUUGCUGCAGAAGAGUUUAAAGUUCCAGCAGCUACUAGUGCUAUUAUUACUAAUGAUGGAAUAGGAAUUAAUCCAGCUCAAAACGCAGGAAAUGUAUUUUUAAAACAUGGUUCAGAAUUAAGAUUAAUACCUAGAGAUAGGGUAGGAUGUUGCUGA
Lottia gigantea (owl limpet) is the source of this 255-nucleotide messenger RNA. RefSeq lists its product as hypothetical. The transcript is spliced from 4 exons. Gene Ontology annotation, biological process: protein K69-linked ufmylation. NCBI's taxonomy places the organism in Eukaryota, Metazoa, Mollusca, Gastropoda, Lottiidae. Gene Ontology annotation, cellular component: nucleus; cytoplasm. The annotation marks the transcript as partial. The record is from RefSeq and is a predicted model, not a curated record.